UUACACGCUUAUUCAUUGAGCAGCUCUCGCUUGGAAUACAUUAUUCCAGCAAUCUGCUCAUGAAAGUAGUUUUAUGAAUAUUUGUCAGUUGCUUGAAGGCUGUUGCGUGUGAAUCUAACAUGGAUCCUCGCGUGGCCGCGUUUAUCAUUUCGCUCUUCUGCGCGCUCUGCACCGGCGCCGCGCAACACUUGGACACAGAGGGGCUGUCAGACGCGUCCGUGUACCUUCAGCAAGAGUCCAACAGCACCAACUCGUCUGAUCUGACUUAUGGGUUCAUAUCCUGCGCCGUGGCCGCAGUCUUUUUCGGGAGCAACUUCGUACCAGUGAAAAAGAUAGAUACUGGUGAUGGUAUGUUUUUCCAGUGGAUUUUAUGUGCUGCUAUAUGGACAGUCUCCUUGGUGGUGAACAUCAUUCUGAACAGUCCAAAAUUUUGGCCUCUUGUUAUGGUGGGAGGAGCCAUCUGGGCUACUGGUAAUAUAACUGUAGUUCCUAUCGUAAAGACUAUUGGGCUUGGUCUUGGUCUUCUUAUAUGGGCUUCAUUUAAUUUGCUCUUGGGUUGGGCCAGCUCACGGUUUGGCUGGUUUGGUAUUGGUGCUGAGACUGUUUCCAAACCAGUAUUGAACUCCUGUGGAGCAGGUCUUUGUUUAAUUAGUGCCAUUGUUUUUUUCUUCGUGAAGACUGAUGUUCAAAGGUCAUCAACAUCUGAAGAAACCCCUUUACUAAUAGACCAUGCUGUGAACUCAGAAACUGUGGUGGCAACAGAUGAUUCCUGGGUGGAUGCAUUAAGACCACGCACCAAACGUCUUGUUGGAACGUGUCUUGCUGUCGUCGCUGGAGUGCUGUACGGGUCAUCAUUUGUUCCAGUUCUAUACAUUAAAAAUCAUGCAGAUGAUCCAAAAAGCCAAUACAGUGGGGCUAGCCAGUUUGAUCUGGAUUACGUCUUUGCACAAUAUAGUGGGAUUUUCCUCACUAGUACAGUGUAUUUCCUCCUGUACUGUGCCAUCAAAAAAAACAAACCACAAGUUUUUCCAAAAGCAGUGCUGCCAGGAUUCGUUUCUGGCAUCAUGUGGGGUGUGGCCACGUGCUGCUGGUUCCUGGCCAACCACUAUCUCAGUGCUGUAGUGAGCUUCCCUAUUAUCACCACAGUUCCUGGACUGAUUGCAGCUCUUUGGGGUGUUGUAGUGUUUAAAGAAGUGAAGGGUUGGCGAAAUUACAUUGUCCUCAUCGUUGCUUUCUGUCUUGUUCUAUCUGGGGCAUUACUGACUGCGUUUUCAAAGGUUUAAACCUUUUAAGACAAGAGAGAGAAAUGUACAAAAAGUCUUCGGUGGAGCGUUUUAACAUUAUAUUUUUUUUUAUUUAAAAUCACUGCUGUUUAAAUAUUUUGAAUACUGCAAAUGAGAUUUAUUAUGCGGUUUAUACAGGUUACGCAGCUACAACAACCUGAACAAAAUCGAGAAGAAAUAUUGUUUAUAUUAGGGAGGGAUAUGGUCCUAAAAUACUUGAAAUGUUUCAGCAAUAUUAGCACAGAUGUUAUGUUAAUGUUAUUGGGAAGUUACGCAAUUAUAUCUCACUAUAUUUUACUUCUAUUUGAAUUAACACUUUUUAAGUCAUGUUUACACUAUAGUGGACCUCAUUUCACUGUAUGUUUGCACAUGUAAUGGUUGCUUUUUUAUUAUAUUGAUGGAUCUGACUGCACAGGAUAAAAGCAGGAGUUAUAUAGCAUAAAGACAAUUGAAAACAAAGCUUAUUUUAAAGCAAAUUUUAAAAAGGUGGUGACUUUUUAUGACAAUUAUGCAAAUUUUCCACAUCCUUUCCAUU
This is a messenger RNA of Rhinichthys klamathensis goyatoka, 1818 nucleotides long. It is a transcript of the gene tmem144a, whose product is annotated as transmembrane protein 144a. Gene Ontology annotation, biological process: carbohydrate transmembrane transport. Gene Ontology annotation, cellular component: membrane. The transcript has 12 exons. Lineage: Eukaryota; Metazoa; Chordata; Actinopteri; Cypriniformes; Leuciscidae. The record is from RefSeq and is a predicted model, not a curated record. Bases 120 to 1283 code for a protein of 387 amino acids. Gene Ontology annotation, molecular function: carbohydrate transmembrane transporter activity.